Molecule: messenger RNA, 2399 nt
Organism: Drosophila willistoni
Lineage: Eukaryota; Metazoa; Arthropoda; Insecta; Diptera; Drosophilidae
Product: zinc finger protein 142
Exons: 2
Coding region: 164-2290 (708 amino acids)
Biological process (GO): regulation of gene expression
Cellular component (GO): nucleus
Source: RefSeq, a predicted model, not a curated record
CAUCCCAGCAGGCUUGGCAUUCAAAAAGAAGCUAAGAAGUUUUUUGACGGUCCCACAGUGAUUCAGUUAGACGCCAGUGCUCGUAGGCCUAACAUCAGAGAACCACAAAAAAAAGCAAACAAAAAACAGGCGAAAAAGUCAAAUUUCCUGUAGAGCUACGAUUAUGGAACUUCCUUCGAUGGUAGAACGUACUGGCGGACAAUUGGUGGUACGUAGUUUGGUCAGUGGUGCAGCUGUCUAUCAAACUCCUGUGGAGGCCUCCGAGGCUAAUGUCAAUCGCCAGGCAAAUCUUUUAAUGGGUGUAGAGCAAAUGGAACGACAAUUGGAACAUUAUAGUAUGACCAGUCGCUUGGUGGAAGCAAUGCCUGUGGUGCAGAUGAAUCGUGAAAAUGUGACAGAUGGACCUUCAACAGCAAAUUCAGAAUCUACGGCUGUCAAUGAGGAUGAUUUACCGCAGUGCAAAAUACGUCGGAAUUAUAGUUGCAAUCAAUGCGCUUUCUUUACGCAGAAUCCAAGAAGUCAUCUCUCACAUUUGCGUGAUGUACACGGCGAACGUAUAGUGAUAAAUGAAUGCAAGCUAUGCCUCUAUGCGUCACGUCACUUCCAGAAGCUGGUCCGGCACAUGAAAAUGGUGCACGGUUGUUCCGAUGAUGUGGGCGCUGUGGGACCCGGAGGCAUCGCUGGAGUUCCGAUGAGAGGCAAACGGAAUAUAAGUCGAGAGUUACGCAAACGUCGUUUGGAAGAGAGCAUUGAAAUACCGUCUUCAGUCAAUCCCUCAAUCAAUUCAGGUCUCUUGCGUAUGCUACAGAAUGGACCAUCGUUGGAGCAAUUGAAAUGUGAGCUACAGCAACAGGAACAACAGCUUAGAUGCAACAUGGAGGCCUACAAUCGCCAGCAGGAACUGUAUCAACUGCAAGAUAUAGUGUCUAACAAUAACAAUAUAUUUUCCAUGGCCUUUGAGUUUCAGUGCAGAAUGAUGCCAACACCCAUGCCAGCAGCCCAGUCAUCCAUACAGGCGGCUUGUAAAUUGGAACCGGAGAACAGCAGCUCUGAAGACUCUGAAGAAGCCAAUUCGGGCAGUCCAACGCCGAAUGGAAGGAACAGCAAUGCCUUUCAAUAUCAAUGCCACAAAUGCUCGUAUAAUACACCAAUCCGUGCCAGAUUCAAGAAACAUGUCAAAUAUCAUUCGAUGCCAUUGAUUAAGUGCAAUUCAUGUGAUUUUCAUACCCCAUACAAAUGGAAUUUGGACAGACAUACCAAAAAUCAUGGUGCCCAGGGUAUAUUCAAAUGCGCCGUAUGUGAUUUUAGUUCGGAUAUCAAACAAUCGCUGACCAUACAUGAGCAGAAUCAUCAUAUACCCACUGUAAGUCAGCUAAAGGCCGUUCGUCGUCCCAAUCUAGAGGAGAAUGAAGGAAAGCCUAGCAUUUCAAAGAAAUUGGAUUUCGAUGGUGAGCCGGGUCAAACGAAUAUUAUAACUUGUUCUCAUUGUCAGCAAAAAGUUCUAAAUGCCGGAGAUUUGAUUAAACAUUUGCAAGUUUGUGCAUCAAUCUCGCGAAAUACUAAUCAACAAUUGCCGCAGGGUAAUGAGUCGGAGCAAACUGAAGAGGAACUGCCGCAGGUUGCUAGUGAUUUGAGUUAUUGCGGCGUAGAAACGGCUCCGGGCUAUGGAGAGAUCAUAGAUCACCUUUCAUUGGAAGAAGUGAGCGAUUUCACUCCCUGGAAAAAGGUAUUCAAGUGUCCACAUUGCACAUUUUGGGCUGCCACAGCCUCUCGUUUUCAUGUCCACAUUGUUGGCCAUUUAAAUCGCAAGCCAUUCGAAUGCUCUUUGUGUUCGUAUCGUUCCAAUUGGCGCUGGGACAUUACCAAGCACAUUCGCUUAAAGGCCAUGCGGGAUAAGUCACACAAUCAGGCUCAAGUCCUGAUGAACGAUGAGACGGGCCGGCGUAAUUAUGCCAAGUAUAAUCAAUAUUUAACCUUAAUGAAAGUCAAUGCUGAUCAGUUGGUUGCAAAUCAAGACUCGGUUAAGGGAUUAACACGCGUCAGUGAUAAAUUGGAACAACUCUACGAGCCCAUGGAGCAAGACGACAAUUCAGACAUUAUGGAACCACCCUUGGAUUUAAGUAAACCCAAAAUUGAGACUGUCAAUAAUAAUGCUAAAGUUGGAGUGCCAACAUUUUCUGGCCAUAAGGCUUCUCUGGUUCUACCUUCACCUCCUAAACGAAUGAAAUACAAUGAGUCCAAUUCUGAUGAAGAAGUUCCCCUGGACUUAAGCAAAUCUACUUCUAAUUAAUUUACAUAUUUUUCUACUCAAAGAGUUAUUUUAAAACAAGAUGUGUUUGUGAAACAAAACAAAACCAUAAUAAAAGUUUCAUCAAAAUGUGUGAGAAUCAAACAAAUCA